AUGCCUGGAGCUGCACCUGCCACCCUGGCACACUCGAACCUAGGCGGCGGCCUCGCGCCCCCGCCUCGUCCUCGUCCUCGUCCUCCUCCUCCUCCUCCUCCCGCGCUGUCCCUCGCGCGCGUCAACCGGCUCCUGCGCCCUCUGCGGUCCGCCCUCGGUUCCCUCUCGACCGGGCUCGCACACCAGCACGCUCUCGACCACGCCCAACACCGCCCUGCACCCUCAACUCGCCCCCGACCUCGCCUCGUCGACCCGGACUGGGCCUCGUCCCCCGUCAAGCCCCAGUCUCGCCGACGCUCGUCCAUCGCCAUCGGGCCCCAGCACCACAUCGCCGCCGCACACCACCCGACCCCGGACAGCAGCCCGUUCAAGCUCGCCGCGAGGCGUCGCCCUCCUCGUCCGGCCACCACCUACGGCUCGCGCCGUGCCCACCCUCCCCCUCCUCUUCCUGUCGCUCCAAGAUCCGCACCUCCCCCACCUGUCGACCAACCCUCGCCGCGCCGUGACGUCCGCCUCACCCAGGCCGACCUUCGCGCCCGACUCGCUCACUCCGACGCCGCCCUCCCGACCCUCGACCUUCAGCAACGCGCAGCAACCGCUCUCCGCGCCUACGCCGCCGUCCUCGAGGCCGUCUCGACGCCCUGCGUCGCGUCGCAGGGACCGCGAGAGCCGCCGUCGCUCGCCGAGGUCGCCGCAAGGACCCUCGGGUCGGGCAUCGAGGACGACUUGCGCGCGCUCGGCGCCGGUGUGUGCGCCGACGCCAACGAGGACGGCGAGGCCGCGAGCGUCGGCAUGGACCGCUCGGCGAGCGCCCACGAGAUCGAGCUCGCUGCGUCGACCGCCCAGGACGAGUGGUACGAGUCGAGCUCGCCGCACGCCGUCCGCUGGAUGCUCGGCGACCACGCGACGUCCAUCGUCAUCGACGCUCUCGAGGCGGCCGAUGCGCCGCUCGCCCUGUGGGAGUGCUGCUUCGACCUGUGCCUCACGCACGACGCCCACCCCGAGGCCUCGCGCUUCCACGCACCCGUCCUCGCCGCCCUCCUUUCGGCACCUCGCAGUCCACCACCGCCCUCGGUUCUUCCCCUCCUACGCCGCACACCCUCCCCCUCGGCCUUCCUCCACUCGGCCCUCGUACCCGUCCUCCUCGCCUCGUCCUUCUCGCAGCGCCUCUUCUACCAUCCCUCGCUGUCCCUCCCCUCGACCUCGACCUCGUCCCCUCGACGCGACGCCCCACUCUUUGCCGCUCUCCUCGUCGCGCACGGCAACGUCGCGAGCGCCAUGUUGCGCUCGAUCCGCGACCUGACGGCGUCAGCCCCGGGCGCGACCGACGUCGACCCGGUCGACCCGGACUCGGCGCGCAACAUGCAGGACGAGGUGCGCCGCAGAGUCGCAGCGCAGGCGCGUGUCGCAAUCGGGUGCGCACUGCGAGCGUGCGCACGCCCUCGAGCGGUGGGUGCCGCAGUCGACGACGGCGCCGAGGCGCUCGAGGACGUGCGCGACGCGCUCGCCGACGUCCUGCGUGCGUCGUCCGAUGCCGACGCCGGCGACGACGUCUCGCUCGAGCGCGACGAGCUUGCCGCAGCCCUCGACCGCGAUGGCGAGCUGCGCUCGGCGACGGACGACCUGCGCGCGCUCGACGCCGUGUGCGCGCUCGCGCUCUCGUUGCGUAACCCGGCGGCGGCAGGCGCGCCAUUGAGCCUCUCGAGCGCGCUCGCGAGCCUCGACGACGGCCUCGUUACCGUCGACGCGCUCGACGACGCGCUGCGGCGCUUCCUGCCGCUGCUCCUCGGCGUCGUCGGGCCUUUGUCGCACCAGGCGGUCGACGAGCGCCUACUCGACCACGUCGACGCGAGCACGCCCGGCGGCGAGGCGCUCCUCCGCACCCUGAGCACGUGCAGCGCGGCGAGCGCGGCGGCGAGGGCCGAGGCUGAGGUGCGGCUCGCGAGCGUGAGCGGGCGCGAGACCGAGGACGAGUUGGUGCACGAGUCGGAGCCGGACGAGCUGGACGACGUGGGCAGCGGCGGCGAGGGCGAGGGCGAGGACGACGCCGAGCCGACCGACUACGACGAGCCGGUCGUCAUGGUGUCGCCCGUGCGGUCCCGAGCGCAGCAGGUCCGCCGUCGUCGCCAGAUCGUCCAAUCGCCCGAGCCCGACGACGACGACGACGACGCUCUCCUCGGUCACCAGCCCGCGACGGGUCGCCGCAUCAAGACAUCGUCGCGGCUCGUCGCUGCGGGCUCGUCGCGCGGUCGCUCGCGGUCGGCGGCGGUCGAGCCAUCGGUGCGCCGAGGGCCCGGUGUACCGCGCCCUGCGGCCAUGCCGAUGCUCGCCUUCUCGGACGAGUCGAAUGCGUCGUCGGCCGAGGACGACGACGUCGACGAGGCGCGUGAGCCAGACGUACUCGUCCUCUCGCCGUCGCCCUCGACCACGCCACCACCUUCCGCACCCCGCCGCGCUCUCGCACAUGCCCGCCCUUCCACCAAAGCCUCGUCACACCCUUUCACGUCCACCCUGAUGGUCGACAGGCCCACCGUCGCGCCGACGAGCGAGGCCGACGACCUCGACCUGCUGCAGUCGGUCAAGCGGCGGCGGCACGCGGUCAAGGUGCGCGAGCCGGAGCGGGCGACGAGCGGGAGCGCGAGCGUCGUACACGACGUCGUCGAGCGGCGGCCGCACCCGAAGAAGCAGCGGCGGCUGGUCGAGCGGGGCAGGCAGCGAAGGUGGACCGGCGGCCGCGAGGAGGACGAGGAGAGCGAGGACGAGCUGGCGAUGUAGCGCCUCGGCCGAGUAAACUAUCUACCUAUC
This is a messenger RNA of Rhodotorula graminis WP1, 2805 nucleotides long. RefSeq lists its product as uncharacterized. The record is from RefSeq and is a predicted model, not a curated record. Lineage: Eukaryota; Fungi; Basidiomycota; Microbotryomycetes; Sporidiobolales; Sporidiobolaceae. The coding region runs from base 1 to 2775 and encodes 924 amino acids. The transcript is spliced from 4 exons.